Messenger RNA from Spodoptera litura, 2976 nucleotides. The record is from RefSeq and is a predicted model, not a curated record. Lineage: Eukaryota; Metazoa; Arthropoda; Insecta; Lepidoptera; Noctuidae.
UGGACAUUCAGUCGACCAUGGUAGUCUAAGACAAAUAGACUCCGAAAAAUGGCGUUAAAAAUAUUUUAUUUAUUAUCAAUUUUAUUUGUAGUGGUUUCCAGUGAACCAUUUCGGUUUGACAAUUACUCUCUUUACAAAGUCUUGCCUAAGAGUUUAAAAGAUGUGAAAUAUCUUCAAGAACUACAAAAUGCUGCUCCUGAAUUUGAUUUCUGGGAUGACCCUGUGCCGACCGCUGAUUAUAUUAAUAUUGUGUCCAAACCCGAACUGAAGAAAGAUCUGGAAAGCUUUUUGGCAUCCAACGAAAUUGAUUUUGUGAUAACACAAGAAAAUAUUCAAGAAUUAAUCGACAAUGAGAAGAAGAAGACCUACACAAGAAGCAACAUCAAAACUAUGGAGUUUGACAAUUACUAUACUUUAGAAGACAUCUACGCUUGGCUAGAAGAUUUAGCAGCCAGAUUCCCUGAAACCAUCUCUAUAAUAAUUGGAGGAACCACGUACGAAGGUCGAGAGAUUAAGGGCAUAAAGAUCUCCCAUGGUCCUGGUAGGCGAGCAGUUUUCAUUGAAAGUGGAAUUCACGCCAGGGAAUGGAUUGCUCCAGCUACAACUAAUUUUAUCAUCAACGAGCUUGUGUUUAGUGAUGAUGAGGAGAUAAAGGCUGCUGCUCGUGAUUUUGAUUGGUACAUCUUCCCUGUGACUAAUCCCGAUGGGUAUAUCUGGAGUCAUGUUGGCUUCCGACUAUGGCGCAAAAACAGACGUCCUUUUGGUAGUGAAUUCGGUGUCGAUCUCAACAGGAAUUGGAACGACAACUGGCUGAAGGAAAGCGCCAACUUGAAUCCAAGCUCCAACACCUAUGCUGGUCCAGGUCCCUUCUCUGAAAUUGAAGCCAGGUCAUUAUCUGCAUACAUCACAGAUAUGGCUGAUAAGAUUGACCUCUACCUGUCUUUUCACUCCUCCGGUCAAAUUCUUCUUCUACCAUUUGGAAAUACUACAGAACCUUUGGCUAACUAUUAUGAUGCUGUAAACUUUGCCACAGGAACAAGUGUGGACUGGGUAAAGGAGCGUCUAAAAAUUCCUCUAGCCUACUGCUAUGAACUUCGUGACCGAGGGCAAUUUGGCCAUCUUCUUCCACCAGAUCAGAUCUUGCCGACGAGUGAAGAAACCAUGGAUUCAACUAAUUCAGUACAGACAUUCCCCGAUUGUAAUUCUAACCCUCUUAUCAUAGAAUAUAGUCUUAAUUGGUCGGCAGUGACCAUUGCAAAUCAAAAUUUAGUGUCAAGAAGUAAAAUGUGGUUUAUAAUUCUUAGUUUAGUUUUAACAGUACCAAACGCUUUGAGUGAAUUUCGUUUCGACAAUUAUGCUCUUUACAAAAUUAUACUGAAAGAUGUGGAUCAAGUAAAUUUUCUUAAAACUUUACGGGAUAGUGACGCAAGAUUCGAUUUCUGGAACGACCCUGUCGCUCCGUCUAGUUAUGUGAACGUUCUGACGAACCCCAAAGACAGGAAUGAAUUUGAAAAUAUUUUGAAAUCUAAAGACGUGGAAUUUGAAAUCAGUACAGAAAAUAUUCAAGAUGCGAUAGACAGAGAGGUGAUAAAGACAUAUACAAGAGGCAAUAUAAAAAGUAUGACAUGGGAUGGUUACUACAAUCUGUCUUCUAUCAACGAUUGGAUUGAUGAUUUAGCUGCAACUUAUCCUAAAGUAGUCGAAGUCAUUACUGGUGGAACAACGUAUGAAGAUCGAGCCAUCAAGGGUCUUAAAAUAUCUCAUGGUGAAGGUAGAAGAGCGAUCUUUUUGGAAGGUGGUAUUCACUCCAGGGAAUGGAUCUCACCAGCUACAGUAACCUAUAUUACUAAUGAGCUGCUGACAAAUGAUAAUGAAGACAUAAAAGCUGCUGCACACGGUUUUGAUUGGUAUAUCUUCCCAGUAACGAAUCCUGAUGGCUAUAUUUGGAGUUUUGAAAACGCCAGAAUGUGGCGCAAGAAUAGACGUCCUAUUGGUGACCAUAUUGGUGUUGAUUUAAACAGAAAUUGGGAUAAUAACUGGAUGGUUGUAGGUGCAAGCUCAAAUCCUGCUCGCGACGAUUAUGCGGGUACAGCACCUUUCUCAGAACCGGAGACGAAAUCUUUGUCUGAAUUCUUAACGUCGAUUGGUGAUAAUAUUGACAUGUAUCUGUCCUUCCAUUCGUAUGGUCAGAUGCUGUUGAUACCAUUUGGAAAUACCACUGCACCGCUAGCAAACUAUCAUGAUGCUAGGAACAUCGGCGCCCGCGGCAUGGGAGCGUUAUCGGCUAAAUAUGGCACCCUGUACAGGACAGGAAACAUUGCUGAAACCAUUUAUCACGCCUCAGGCGGCAGCAUAGACUGGGUUAAAGAAGAAUUGAAGGUCCCAUUGGUGUACUGCUAUGAAUUAAGAGACAAUGGUGCUUAUGGCUUCGUUCUUCCAAAUGAACAGAUCCUGCCUAAUAACUUGGAAGUCAUGGACUCUCUUUUAGAACUGAUUUUCCAGGCUAAGAGAUUUGGUUACUUGCAGAGUAGUGGAUAUGGCAUCAAUGCUUCUCUUGUAUUAAUAAUGACGGCGUUAUUGGCAAUAUUUAUGCGAGAUUGAUUUGUAUUAAGUAGAUAUUAAAGUUAAUUUUUGUUGAGUUUUAAAUUGAUAUGUUUUAAUUUUUGUCUACACGCCUAAUUUUUUUAUGCGUAUCUCUUUCUUAAUUGGGAUUGGAUCUGCGAAAAUGUCAUCAUUGUCCUUUGCGCCUGGUGUUACACAUUAUUAAAAAUAAUACUAACUACGCAUAAUUCCGUUUUUCCCACUCCUGUUAGUGAUUUUCGGUAAAAAGGAAAAAAGUAUCGGAUAAAGAGUCCUACGUUUGUUUCCUGGAUCUAAGCUACCUCGCCACCAAAUUUCAUCCAAACCGAUUAAGUCAUUCUUGAGUUAUAAAUAGUGUAACUAACACGACUUUCUAUUACCUACAUGUAUUUAGAU